Messenger RNA from Erinaceus europaeus (western European hedgehog), 1073 nucleotides. RefSeq names its product BCL2/adenovirus E1B 19 kDa protein-interacting protein 3-like. Gene Ontology annotation, cellular component: nucleus; mitochondrial envelope; mitochondrial outer membrane. The record is from RefSeq and is a predicted model, not a curated record. The transcript has a single exon. Gene Ontology annotation, biological process: defense response to virus; mitochondrial outer membrane permeabilization; positive regulation of apoptotic process. NCBI's taxonomy places the organism in Eukaryota, Metazoa, Chordata, Mammalia, Eulipotyphla, Erinaceidae. Bases 16 to 552 code for a protein of 178 amino acids.
UGGGUGGAGCUACCCAUGAACAGCAGCAAUGGGAAUGAUAAUGGCAAUGGGAAAAACGGGGGGCUAGAACACAUACCUUCUUCCUCGAUUCACAAUGGAGACAUGGAGAAGAUUCUUUUGGAUGCACAACAUCAAUCGGGACACAGUAGUUCAAGGGGCAGUUCUCACUGUGACAGCCCUUCCCCACAAGAAGAUAAGCAGAUUAUGUUUGAUGUGGAAAUGCAUACCAGCAGGGACCAUAGCUCUCAGUCUGAAGAGGAAGUUUUAGAAGGAGAGAAAGACACUGAUGCUUUGAACAAAAGUGUAGACUGGGUGUCUGACUGGUCCAGUAGACCUGAAAACAUUGCACCCAAGGAGUUCCACUUCAGGCACCCCAAGCGUUCUGCUUCCUUAAGAUUGAGGAAACACGGAGCCAUGAAGAAAGGGGGUAUUUUCUCUGCAGAAUUUCUUAAGGUGUUCAUUCCAUCUGUCUUCCUUUCUCAUGUUUUGGCUUUGGGGCUAGGCAUCUACAUUGGAAAACGACUGAGCUCACCUUCUGCCAGCACCUACUGAGGGAAAGAAAAGCCUCUGGAAAAGCGUGUGACCUGUGAAGUGGUGUACUGUCCCAGUAGUUGAUUUGAAUUUGAGACCAUAAGCAUGACCCAAACUACUACCCUAUUUUUACAUAUCCAAGUUCCAGUAACUCUCAAAUCCAAUAUUUUAUCCAAACUCUGUUGAGACAUUUGACUAACCUCAUUCCCUUUUGGGCCUGUAAGAAACUCUAGAAUUUCCUAACACAGUUUACUGUUUAGAAAAUUUUCAAGGGCUUCUUUUCCGUAAAUGCCACCAGCAGAUUAUUAUUUUGUCAGCAGUGCUUCUGUCUCCUUCUAGUAAACCAGCCUCAUACCUGCUUCAUUCCUGGCAUAAAUUUGACUCUUGCUCGAGAACUACCAUCUUUCUCUUAAGCCAAAAUCAGGUUAGCAGAUAAUAUAUAAGAGCUUUGUUGUUUUAAUUUGUUUUUCAAGAUAAAGGCAAGCUUCUGUAAGCUUGAAUUUAUAGUUAUUAAAACAAGAAACCAACAUGCAAAAAAAAUU